This is a messenger RNA of Mobula hypostoma (lesser devil ray), 7101 nucleotides long. RefSeq names its product cytidine monophosphate (UMP-CMP) kinase 2, mitochondrial (gene cmpk2). Bases 103 to 1674 code for a protein of 523 amino acids. NCBI's taxonomy places the organism in Eukaryota, Metazoa, Chordata, Chondrichthyes, Myliobatiformes, Myliobatidae. The record is from RefSeq and is a predicted model, not a curated record. Gene Ontology annotation, biological process: dTTP biosynthetic process; dUDP biosynthetic process; dTDP biosynthetic process. The transcript has 5 exons. Gene Ontology annotation, molecular function: dTMP kinase activity; nucleoside diphosphate kinase activity. Gene Ontology annotation, cellular component: cytoplasm; mitochondrion.
AUAGACAAAUUGCUCUGUGAACUUGAAGGGUUAUAGGCGGUGUAGGAGAAAAGGGUUAGAUUGACCACGGAGUAAGUUUAUACAGGGAAGAUCGCCAGUAUAAUGCUCUUUCAGCAGUUUGUUUGUCUUUGCUGCAGCUCCCCUUUAUCUUCCAGAACUUGUGACUCUGCUUGCAGGGAGCAAGAGUUGGAGAGGUCGAGUGUGGAAGCGGACGCCGCUGACUUUCGUUUAUUUUCCGAGCUCUGUGGCUCUUUCGUUUUCCAUACGUCACCCUUGUUUACAAACGGCUGGGUUUCGAUUGCGGAGCGCCGGGCGUGUGAUACCGCACCCUUUCCGUGGCUGCAGGGCCGGCUCCGCCUGCACCCCAGUCCGGUGAUGAGCCUCCGCUGCAGCCGGGACAUGGCCAGCUCCUUCGGCUCUGCUCUAUACAAGCAAUGGGCGAAAAGGGUCUUCGCAAUCGAGUGCGAGAGCAGCGCCGACCCGCUGUAUUUUGCCCUCAGCCCCAACUCCGAGAGCCCCUGGGAUGAGAACAGCAAGCUGCACCAACUGCUUAGCCGAGCUCAGACCUACUCGCUCUGCAUCGCCUCUGAAAACAGAAUCCGGGGUGCAGAAACCUACAUGAACCUGCAGAGCAAACUGACCAGGCUGCCCGAGACAUGCCGUGUCAUGGAACUGACGGCGUUUUUCCCCAACCAGGAAGGAUCUUCGAUCAAAGGGUUUCUGGUGCAAGAUGACCGAUGCUGUCAGAGCACCGAACGUGUCCUGCGGGACCUGCUGCGGGAGAGUGGGCAGAGCUGUCUGUGCACCUACAGGACGGGCGAGGAGGGCAGGAUAUGGCAGAGCCUGGGGCUUCUCAGUGACGGACAGCAGAAGGAGAUCCUCAGAAACUGCUUGUCUCUGACCCAAACGCCGGAGCUUCACCCCUCAGUGUUAAACAUCAAAAACUCUGUCGUAUUCUAUAAGUAUGAAGAUGCAUAUAGCGUUCUCAAGGAGUGUGUGGAAUUGUUUCCUGAAGCCAAGGAGGUUCUGCAAAUAGUGAAUCAAUAUAAUGGGACUUCCAAAAAGGGCCGCCAUCCUGUUAUUGUGAUUGAAGGACUUGAUGCAACAGGAAAGAGUACUUUGACUGAGGCUUUAAGAGAUUCGAUUCAAGCAACACUUUUAAAGUCACCACACGACAGUAUUGGCCAUUUGAGAAAAACAUUUGAUCUAAAACCACCUCUCAUUCGGCGAGCCUUUUAUACUUUGGGCAAUUACAUAACCGCCUCUGUCACAGCAAAGACAUCGGAAACAUCUCCAGUAAUCGUGGAUCGGUUCUGGCACAGCACUGCUGCAUAUGGAAUCGCAACCGAAGUAAGUGGGAAAGUGGAGAACCUGCCUCCCCAUCGGCAUGAAUUAUACCAGUGGCCACAAGAUCUGCUUCAACCAGAUUUGGUGCUCUUGCUUACAGUCAGUGCAGAGGAGAGGAUCCGUCGUUUGGAACAUAGAGGAGAGAUGAAAACCAAGGAAGAAACUGAGCUGGAGAGAAACAAUCUGUUUCGACAAAAGGUGGAAGCAACUUACAGAAGAUUGGAGAACCCAUCUUGUGUGAUAGUCGAUGCCAGUGCAUCAAAGGAAGAGGUGCUCAAAACUGCACUUCUUCUAAUUGAAAGACACUGUGGUAUUAAAAGGACUUGACUUCUUACUUUAAUAUUUUCUAGCUACUUAAAUUGAGUCUAAAGUGUAUUUCAUGUGAUCAGAGCUAUGACUUUGCAUGAAAAUAAUACCGGCACCUUUUUUCUGUUAUCGAUAUAUACUGGAGGUAAGGCAUGCAAAGAUGAGAUGCAGUCAAUAAAAAGAUGAACAAAUUAGAUUGUGCAGUAUGUUUCUAAAUGACGGAAAAUACUCCUGCAGGUGAGGACUUUACACACCAUAGUAUGUGUCAGCCCUAUUCCUUUGCCAAAAAGCACUACAGCUCCCUAUUUGAUCAGCUGGCAGCUUCACCACUUUGCAUUAACCCGGUAGAGUGGGUUACCUGCCUCUACGGAACAUGUUUGUCUUCCUUUGAUUCUACAUUAGAUCCCGCAGUAGGUAGAUACUGUAUUGUGGCAGAUCACUACCCCAUUGCAAAGAAGGAUCAUGUUCAUGGCUUAUGAAGUUUCUUCUCCAAUCCAAGUAAAUAGUGACAUUCACAGUGAUCAAACAUCUAAAUAGGCAUGGAGAGAAGUCAGCCCGACACCUUAGACCAGGUGUUACCAACCUUUUUUAUACAUGGACCCCUACCAUUAAUCAAAGUGCCUGUGGAUCCCAGAUUGGGAAUCCCUGCUGGAGACACCAUGAAAAGCAGAUGGUCCUGGCAAAGUUCUAAAAAACUCAAAAUAAUUGGAGCACUGUAGCCACUGGACUCUGAUUAUGUCUCCACUAGACUGGCUCAAAGUUAUGCUGAGAUAGUUGGCACAGUGCACUACAUGCCUGAUGCUGAAUUAAACCAAUUGCUUUGAUGUAGGUUAAAAUUUGCUCCAUAGCAAAGGAAGGAGAUGCCAAAUCUUGAAAAGUGAGAACGUGCUUCCACAAAGUGCCUUGCAAAUGAUGUAGUCCACACAGUUUCAUUGUAGUACAUGGAUGUAAGGGUUACAAUGAGCUAUGUUAAAAUCUCAUAUUGUUAUUAUACUUUAGAUUUUGGAAGUUCCAUUAACUUUCGUCCCAAUUGAAACUGCACCCGUCUCCACCUCUGUACUAUGUCCUACCCUGCCCUACAGUAAACUGUAUAUUGAAUCUAUUGAUUACCUUUAUUGUAUAUGAUCAUCUGUAAUCUGGCCAUAUUUUGUCUGGAAUAAAUGUAUAUCUACCAGCCUUUAUAUAUUGAUUAGUGUGUGGAAUGAUCUGGAAUUGUUCAAGUUGUGUUGCUAUUGUGUCAGUAAUGCUCUGGUACAGUACUCCUCCUGUGGAGGUUAGAGGGAUUGGAGUGACAUCCAAGUUGGCAAAUAGGAUAGCCAUUUCCUGAAAAAAAUGUUUUCAAAAGAAGUGAAAACAGAACUGAGAAAAUAGCAUGUAAAUAAUUCCUAAAAACCCAUUAUCCCCCAUCAAUACAUUUAAAUGAUUAUUUCACUUUGACAGUCCUGCUCACUCAAAUUUGUUUCAACUGUUUUGCAAUGCGAAGUGCUUUUGUGCCUCCAAUAUAGUAGAUGUGACAAUGGGUGUUCCUGUGAUGCUCAGCAGCAAGUGUGGGUGCACUGUACUCUGAAGGAACGAUGUUUCUACAAGUGGGAUCUGUAGAAUGUGACAGGUGACACUUGUAUCGGAGAGGGACCAAUAUUCUUGUGGGCAGGUUUACUAGAGUCAUCGGGAGUGGUUUAAACUAAUAUGGCAAAGGGAUAGGAACCAGUAUGGUAGAGCUGAGGAUGAGCCAGCAGGUUUACGAGUAGAUGUUGGGUGUAACAUGAAUAUAGUAAGGAAGACCAAUGAAUGUAAAAAAGGACAAGCCAAUGAUUGAGUACAAAUGCAGACGGAGCAAAAGGUUAGAUUUACCACAGAGGCAAAAUUCAAAAGGGCGAAGAAUGCAGGAAUGAAGGUGCUGUAUUUAAAUGCACGUAGCAUUUGGAAUAAGGUGGAUGAACUUGUGGUGCAAUUAGAGAUUGGUCGGUAUGAUAUUGUGGGCAUCACUGAGUCAUGGCUGAAAGAAUGCCAUCGUUGGGAGCUUAACAGCAAAGGAUAUACUUUGUGUCAAAAGGAAAGACAGGAAGGCACAGCCGGUGGUGUGGGUCUACUGGUAAGAGAUGGAAUUACAUCUUUACAAAGUGGUGAUGUAGGGUAAGGGAAUGUUGAAUCUUUGUGGGUGGAGUUAGGAAACUGCAAGGGUGAAAAAAACAUCAUGGAAAUUACACGUAGGCCUCCAAUAGUAGCUAAGAGGUAGGGCUGAGAUUGCAAAGGGAGCUGGAAAUAGUAUUUAAUCAGGGUAAUGACACAGUUGUAAUGAGGAACUUCAAUGUGCAAGGGGAUAGGGAAAACUAGAUUAGUGUCAGAGCGCAAGAGGGGGAAUUUGUUGAAUGCCUACGAGAUGGCAUUUUAGAGCAGUUUGUGCUUGAGCCUACUCAGGGAAAGGCUAUCUUCGAUUGGGAGUCGUGUAAUAACCCAGAUCUUAUUAGGAAGCUUAAUGUAAAGGAACCCUUAGGAGGCAGUGAUCAUAAUAUGAUUGAAUUCAUACUACAAUUUGAGAGGGAGAAGCAUAAGUCACAUGUAUCAGUAUCACAAUGGAAUAAAGGGAAUUACAGAGGCAUGAGGAAGCAGCUUUCCCGGGUGGAUUGGAGGAGGACAUUGGCAGGGAUGACGGCACACCAGGGGUGGCUGAGGUUUCUGGGAAAAUGCACAGGAUAGGUAUGCCCACAGAAGAAGUAGUUCUCAAAUAGCAGUGGUAGGCAACCGUGGCUGACAAGGGAAAAUAAGGAUUGCAUAAUAGCCAAGGAAAGGGCAUAUAAGGUAGCAAAAAUGAUUGAGAAGUUAGAUGAUUGGGAAGCUUUUAAAAUCCAAUGAAAGGCAACUGAAAAGCUACAAGAAUGGAAAAAAUGAAAUACGAGGGCAACUAGCCAAUAAUAUAAAGCAGGAUACUAAAAGUUUUUUUCAAUUAUAUUAAGAGUAAAAUGGAGGUGAGAGUUGAUUUUGAACCACUGGAAAUUGAUGCUGGUGAGGUAGUAAUGGGGGACAAAGAAAUGGCAGAUGAACUUCAUGGGUACUUUGCGUCAGUCUUCACUGUGGAAGACACUAGCAGUGUGCCAGAGGUCCAUGAGAGUCAGGGAGCAGGAGUGAGUCCCACAGCUAUUACAAAAGAAAAAGUGCUAGCCAACUUGAAAGGUCUUAAGGUGUAUAAAUCACCUGGAUCAAAUGAACUACAUCCCAGAGUCCUGAAUGAGGUUGCAGAAGAGAUAAUGGAUGCAUUGGCCAUGAUCUUUCAAGAAUCAUUUGAUUCUGGCAUGCUCCCAGAGGACUGGAAGAUUGCAAGUGUCAUUCCACUCUUUAAGAAGGGAGGAAAGUAAAAGGAAGGAAAUUAUAGGCCAAUCAGCCUAACCUCCACAACAGCUCUAGAAAAUCUGCCCACAAGGAUAUUGGUCCCCCACAGGUUCAGGUGUAACCUGUCCUUUAUGUACAGGUGAUACCUUUUUCAGAAGAGAUCCCAAUGAUCCACAAAUCUGAACAUCUGCCCCCUGCACCAAUUCCUCAGCCACACAUUCAUCUCCCAAAUCAUCCCAUUCUUACCCUCAAUGGCAUGUGUCAAGGUAUAGGCAGCAAUCCAGAGAUUACUACCCCUGAGGUCAUGCAUUUCCAUUUCCUAUCAAACUCCCUAAAUUCUCUGUUUAGGUCCUCAUCCCUUUCCUACCUACAUCAUUGGUACCAACAUGUACUAUGACUUCUGGCUGCUCAAACUCUCCCUUAAGAAUGCUGUGCACCUGAUCUGAGACCUCCCCGAUGCCAGGACCUGGUAAGAAAACAUACCAGCCUAGAAUCCCUUUCAGAUCCACAGAAUCUUCUGCCUAUUCAAAGGUUCAUUUUGUUAUGAAUGUACGUAUGCAGAAUUCAACUCUAUGAGAUUUGUCUGUUCCCAACUAUUGAUUUCUCUUUCACCACUGCACUCCUCCCCAUUUCUCUUCUGAGCCCCAGUGCGAGGCUUAGUGCUGGAGACCUAGUCAUUAGGGAUUUUCCAUGGUGAAUCGUCCAAAGCAGUAUACUUAUUGUAGAGGGGAACAACCACAGGAUACUCCGCACUACCUGCCUAUUCCCUUUCCCUCUUCUGACAGUCACCUAGGGAAUUGCACUCUGAAACUUGAGGUGAUUACUUCCCUGUAGCUCAUUCUGUCACCUCCUCAUUCUCCCAUACGAGCCAUAGGUCAUCAUACAGAUGGAUGCCCUUCACACACAGAUAGUUAUGAAGAAAUCUGGCCGUUUCACAAAACUCCAACAUCUGACAUGAAGAACACACCACCGACCCUGGAUCCAUUCUCACUACUACAAGUAGUUUUCUCCCACAGUUCAACAAUGUACCAGUUAGCAGUUUAAUUGGUCAUUGGAAAUUGUCCUGUGAUUAGGCUAGGGUUAAAAAGAUGGGUUGCUAGGUGGUGUGGCUCGAUAGGCUGCAAGGUCCUGUUCCACACUCUAUCUCUUAAUAAAUAAUAAAUAAUGUAGGGACAAAAUAGAUAAGUAAAGAAAAAACAUACCAGAAUCUUAUCUCGGGGGUGUGUGCUUAGCCCUCUGCUCUACUCUCCAAAUACACAAGACUGUGUGGCCAGGCAUAGCUCAAAUACCAUCUAUAAAUUUGCUGAUGAUACAACCAUUGUUGGUAGAAUCUCAGGUGGUGACAAGAGGGUGUACAAGAGUGAGAUACGCCAACUAGUGAAGUGGUGCCACAGCAACAACCUGGAACUCAAUGUCAGUAAGACAAAAGAGCUGACUGUGGACUUCAGGCAGGGUCAGAUGAAGAAACACAUACCAAUCCUCAUAGAGGGAUCAGAAGUGGAGAGAGUGAGCAGUUUCAAGUUCCUGGGUGUCAAGAUCUCUGAGGAUCUAACCUGGUCCCAACGUAUCGAUGUAGUUAUAAAGAAGGCAAGACAGCAGUUAUACUUCAUUAGGAGUUUUAAGAGAUUUGGUAUGUCAAUAAAUACACUCAAAAACUUCUAUAGUUGUACUGUGAAGAGCAUUCUGACAGGCUGCAUCACUGUCUGGUAUGGGGGGAGCUAUUGCACAGGACUGAAGGAAGCUGCAGAAGGUUGUAAAUCUAGUCAGCUCCAUCUUGUGCACUAGCCUACAAAGUACCCAGGACAUCUUCAGGGAGCGGUGUCUCAGAAAGGCAGCGUCCAUUAUUAAGGACCUCCAGCACCCAGGACAUGCCCUUUUCUCACUGUUACCAUCAGGUAGGAGGUACAGAAGCUUGAAGGCACACACUCAGCGAUUCAGGAACAGCUUCUUCCUCUCUGCGAUCCGAUUCCUAAAUGGACAUUGAGUCUUUGGACACUACCUCACUUUUUUUAAAACAUACAGUAUUUCUGUUUUUGCACUGUUUUUAGUCUAUUCAAUAUAUGUAUACUGUACUUGAUUUACUUGUUUAUUUAUUAUCAUUUUUAUUCCAUUUUUUUCUCA